ACUUGUGGACACAAUCGUCGUCUGUUUCGACACGGACGCUGAGCGGUGAAGAAUCCUGCUCUUUUCAUGGAAGUUUUCCCCCUCAGGCCACCAAGAUCCAUUUCACUGCUGACCAGUGCUUGGAGACCCCGACGCCUUGAACAAGAUGUCCACUUUGACUCCGCAGGAGCAGACUGAGGUGAGACCGACUCGCCGUGGGGUCAAGAUGCACAGUCCGAUACGCAAAGAGGACCUGCUGAAGACGCGGCAGAACCUCAAGCGCACAUCCGCCAGCUCAACGGGGGAGCUGCUGCCCCAGCUUGGAGAUCUGGAUGAGGACGACUUGGACGACAGCGAGCUUGAUCCCAUCGGGGAGGAGGCAUUGAGAAAUAUAAAACCGAUAGAGGCGGAGGAGGAAGAUGAAGAAGAAAAGGAGGAGAUGGAUGGCAUGGCAGUACUGGAGAAGAGCAAUACCAAUGCAGCCAAGAUGGAGGAGGAAGAGGAGGAGGAGCAGCAGCAACACCAACAGGUAACGGAGCAGAUGUCAGUAAGGUGUCCUUCAGAUAGAGCCGAGCCGGAGGAGCAACUGAUCGAGGAGCUGGACACCCCGAUGCCAGCUGAGGAACACAUCUCGGGUAUCGCUGAGAUAGACGAGCAGCUCACCGAGCCAACAGAUGGCACCAUCGCCUCGGGUGUAUGCAGUUCACGUGUCGCUAAGAUAGAAGAGCAACUCCUGCAGCACAGCAAGGCCAACUCAGGGCUUUACAAGGUUAAAGAGGUCGGGGUCUUUGUUCUUCCUCACCUGAGUGACGACUUCUUCCCACCUCCACCACCUUUAUUUCAAGCUCCACGGCCGAUCCUGAACAUCGAAGAGUUCCCACUGCAGCCGUGUCUGACCGUGUGCCCCUCCUGUGAGCAGUCCAUCGUCACCGAGACCAAGUCUGAGGUGGGCAGCGUCACCAAGAUAUUGUGUCUGGCGAUCACCAUGUUCGGGCUUUACAUUCGACGUCGUACACCUUAAAAAAACUUCACGGUAAAUGUCAUUCCGUAUCAAAACCUUGUCUCAAUCUUUAAUCAACGUGCCCUGAAUUGAGGAUUCUUCUACUUUUACUUUGACACACUGGAGAACGCCACUUAUAACUUUUGUCCAUGCCCAAAAACUGGUUCCGGCCAAUAGAUUCCAACGCAAUACAAUGCUUGCUGCUGCAACUUAUUAACAGUCAUUGCAAAGGCUGGCUUUACAGGAAACUGUCGCUGUUUCAAUCUGAAAGGCACUCCAGUUUGAGAUGGACAUAAAUCAAUUUGAGGAAUCAACACUGUAUCGCCUUCAGCUGAUCGAGUAAGAACUUCCGCUUGAAUUACAUGUUUGAGCCAGACAAACAGACAUUUAUAUAUAAGAUAGAUUUUUUGUUGUAUGACAGAAGGUUGCGUUCCCUGCAAACAACAGUAACUAACCAUUAUGCCAAAUAUGCAGCAGUUGAAGAAGAGUGAUGCCGUGUAUGGCACCUCAACCCCCUCUUAUUGCUCUGAAGUGAUAGUUUGGAUGCGGUGGACGGUGUGUUGGAGCAGGGAGGUGGCUAUGAUGAGUGUGGUGGUGCGUAGUGCGGCACUCCAUCUUCACUGAUAACUCUCCAGACUACUCACAGAUUUGUAAGACAGCACCAAUGCUUGUGCUCAACCAAUCAGUGCAAUUCAUGGCCCGUGCCCCACCCAUGAUAGUUCCUGGUUGGAUGACAGGCACACAGGAGAAGGAGCAAAACAAAAGUACCAGGAAUGACAAAUGGCUUGAGAUCCUGUGUCUGAACAGCUCAAGAGACCACCAGAACCAUGGACAAAUGAUCCAGUCGUCAACAAAUUUUGUGAACUGUUGGCACGCAUGACACUAAGUGAGUGACUCAAAUGAAAGGGAAAGCAAGUCUCGCUGAAAAGUUCAAAGGACGAGGAGCAGGAAUGGUUUUCCCCUCGACUGGUUGUAAAGCAUUGCUAAGACUUUUCCGAGUUCAUCAAAGACACUGCUGAUGUUGCGGACCCACAAGUGUGGAACAGUGGUCUGCCAUUCACUUCAGAGGAUGUAAAAACGACCAAAUGUAGUCACCCUGUAACAUCGGUCAUUUUCAUAAGAUUUUUGGGUGUUUGUUAAAAAUAUGAUAAAGAAUAAAACCAGCCUUGUGAAGAACUGGAAUCUCUUAGGGCUUUUUUUUUUAAUGGGAUACCCUAGCAUGACCACACGUGAUUGGCUACAGACACAAUACGGACCAAAAUACACUCAAAGAAAAUUACAAAGCCGUAAACAAGAUGAUAUAUGAACGUAUUUAAAGGAAACAACAGAAGUAUCUGCCAGUCAAAUUAGUGUCUCAUUGAAACACACAGAGCAAGCAGUAAGUGUGCCAUCCACAAAAGGCACCAAAGAUGCAACACAGGUCAUGGAAACGAACAAAAAAAGAUAUAUACUCACUUUGAUUAAGUGAAGCAUUCUGCAUUAAUAAAAAAUCUUUUAUUCUUCCUUAAAUUUGAAUUUUUGAAAUACUGCCCAAGAAUUUGGAAAAUUCAGAAAUCCAGCACUGACAAAAUCGUCAAGCAGUCUGGAUUUUCGGACUUUGAAUGUAUGGGGGAUGCAUAUCAGUAGAG
Molecule: messenger RNA, 2607 nt
Organism: Polypterus senegalus (gray bichir)
Lineage: Eukaryota; Metazoa; Chordata; Cladistia; Polypteriformes; Polypteridae
Product: histone H3.v1-like
Exons: 6
Coding region: 146-1000 (284 amino acids)
Molecular function (GO): zinc ion binding
Source: RefSeq, a predicted model, not a curated record